This is a messenger RNA of Penicillium canariense, 780 nucleotides long. Its product is annotated as SUR7/PalI family protein. The transcript is spliced from 3 exons. The record is from RefSeq and is a predicted model, not a curated record. Bases 1 to 780 code for a protein of 259 amino acids. Lineage: Eukaryota; Fungi; Ascomycota; Eurotiomycetes; Eurotiales; Aspergillaceae. Gene Ontology annotation, cellular component: membrane raft; plasma membrane; cell cortex. Gene Ontology annotation, biological process: septin cytoskeleton organization; cortical actin cytoskeleton organization; endocytosis.
AUGGUCAAGGUCACAGUACUAAUUGAGCAUCUCCCGACAGGAUUGUCUUUGGGCUUCCUCGGCCUGUUCUUCACGGCCGGUGCCGUCCUGUUGAUUUUCCUCACACUCCUUGGCGGCGCGAACAACCACACCCCUCUGAAUGAGAUCUGGUUCCUCCAGGCCGACACAGGCAAUAUCCCUGGUGCUCCGGCAACCUCACGUUGGACGUUCUGGAACGUCUGUUCGGUGAAUUCCGAUGGCAAGAGUGUCUGCGGUACCUCGCACCCCGACUACCCUUUCGACCCCCCAAGUCACCGCACCUUCAACACCACCGUCAAUGUGCCGCAUGAGUUUAUCGGGACAAACCACUACUUCCUGACGUCUCGAUUCAUGUUCCCCUUCAUCCUCAUUGGGCUUUUCUGGGCCGUGCUCUCUCUUUUCACUGGCCUGCUGGCCUUGUGCACGCGCAUUGGCAGCUAUUUAUCUGGGUUACUCGCAUGGCUCGCGCUAAUCUUCCAGCUUAUCACUACCUGCCUUAUGACCGCCGUUUUUGUUCAGGGUCGAAAUGCCUUUAAUCGCAACGGCCAGAGAGCCAGGCUGGGCUCCAAGGCUUUCGGCUUUAUGUGGACCGCGAGCUUCUGUCUAUUCCUCUCCUGCCUGCUGUACUGUCUCGGUGGCGCAGUCGGCCGCAAGGACAGUGGUUACAGUGGGCGCAAGGAGCGCAGCCGCGGCUUCUUCUCUUCUGCCCGCUCCAACAGCGUGAAGAGCCAAAAGAAGGAGCAGUCAUCCUUCCCCGCUUAA